ACAAUAUAUUAAACAACUCAAAUGCCGCAGCAUCAUGAAUCCAAUUUGCAGGCUUGCUAUUGAUCAGCCCGAGUGCCAGCAAUGGAUGGAUGAUGUGUUCAAAACAUGCGGUGAGAUCUUCAGCAGGGAAAUGGUUGAAUCCGCCUGGUGGCAGGACGAAACACCCGCCGUAUACAAGGCGGACUUGCAAGCCAUGACCGCCUAUGAUUGUCACAAGCUGAAGCGUGAUCUGCCCAGAGAAGUGGCGGCCACAGAGUCCGAACCAUCGCCUGACGAAGCCUUUCUUUGGUGGCACAAGGUGCUGCUGGUUGUGGCCUAUUUUGUGGUCUUUGGGGCGUUCAUGUUGCUGUAUCGAUGGGUCGAUGCCAAAUGCCGACAUGUGAAGAUUGAUGAGGAACUAGAAGCUAUCGAACCGGAGGAGGCCCCGGAAUCGGAGCCUGAGGAAUCACCAAAGCAGAAGAAAAAGAAGAGGACGGCCAAGAGUUGGUUGCGACGCCAGUGUCGCCACAUGUUUGUCCACAGCGAGGCGGAGUUGCGGCGCCAGAAGGCCAAGCGGGAGAAGGAGGAAAAGGUGCACGAGGAGCACACACAGCGCAAAAUCGAGAAGUGGACACAUGCCCGUGAGCGGGAGGAGCAGAAAAGGCGGGACAGGGAGGAAAGAAAGAGAAGCACCAGAGUCCCGAAGGCCUCAAGCCUUGGAUCUCUUUAAUCUGUGGCCCAAAAUACAAUCGUUUAUA
Messenger RNA from Drosophila guanche, 737 nucleotides. Its product is annotated as stress response protein nst1. The transcript has a single exon. Lineage: Eukaryota; Metazoa; Arthropoda; Insecta; Diptera; Drosophilidae. The coding region runs from base 35 to 709 and encodes 224 amino acids. The record is from RefSeq and is a predicted model, not a curated record.